This is a messenger RNA of Cyclocybe aegerita, 3072 nucleotides long. Lineage: Eukaryota; Fungi; Basidiomycota; Agaricomycetes; Agaricales; Hemipholiotaceae. The record is from the annotation of a GenBank genome assembly.
AUGGACGGCUCAGACUCACUAGACGCUCUCGCAAACAUCCUUAAUGACUUAGCAGAAAAGCCGUACGACGUCUCGGUGCACACACGCCACAUUCAGUUGGCUCAGUCCUUCGAGGGCUUGGAAGCUGAGGCCCUGUCAGCGCGGGAGAUGAUGACGCAGCUUCUAGCUGCCGGAAAUGAUGUGUGGCUGCCGCUGCUGGAGGCGAAGGAGCAGACCGUCAAUCUUGACACCGCGGACGGCGUCCAGGAAUUGCUCUCACUUUACGCACGAGCCGAGGCCGAUUACUUGUCCAUUCCCAUUCUGCAGAAGCAUGUCGAAUUUAUCAUUGGACGCCACGAAUAUUAUGCCUCGGAGGUUAUGAAGCCCGAUGCACUGGGCGAACUCUUCACAACUUCGUGGACCCGCCGGGCCCUUGGAGAGGUUGUUUCGAAAGGAACAAUCCACCUCACUCAUGGCCAUAUCCUAUGGGAUGCACAACGCGAUUGGGAACUGGAGAUGCUUGAAAAAGCUUCAAACUCUGACCGACCAGGACUGGUAGAACAUGUUCAAACCCUCUUCCUUACACGCCUUCGCCAGCCACACUCGACAAUGGAAGACACCUUUCAAACGUAUUCAUCAUUUACGACGAACUACUGUCCUCCGCAAGACUACGAAUCUCUACUCGUUUCUGCUUCAAAACUUCGCAGCCAAAGUGUCAGGAAUUAUGAUCGCCGAGAGCAAUGGGAAAUAAAACUCACUCAGUCUCAAAACUCUCUCGACAUCUUCAACCAAUAUAUUGGAUACGAACGCCGUGCAAAAUAUCCCGACAUCUUUGUGACUCGUGGCGUCUACGAAAGAGCAAUUGCAGAGGCCGGCAGGCGCAGAUUUAAGGGUGAAGCUGGAGCCGAAGAAGCUCUGCGCCUCUUCUGGGCAGGUUACUGUGAUGCUCUUCGUAUUUUGGAAGUCGGCAUUGACGUCGAGUUGGAAACCUACCGACGAGCUGUCAGGAGUGUACCGGGUUCUGGAGAAGUCUGGGCGAGGUACCUGAGAUUUUUGGAACGGGUGUCAGAUGAUAUCUCUGAAGGGCUUGAGAGCGUAGCGGACGUCUACAACAGAGCUCUCGAGGCAAAGAUGAUCCAGGCGGAUCUCAAUCAACUCAUCCCUGUAGUUUUGGCUCGUGCCGGUUAUGAAAAGCGUCAGCUGGAGGCUGGAAGCGAAGAUGAAGACGCCCUACCAACCCUCAUUGGCAUAUUGGAGAGCGGCAUCGAAAUGGCUCGACAAGCGUCCAAAGCUAUUGAUCCAACCCUACGCCUCGAGAAGUUCCUUGCCACAAUCUACGAAAAUGCUGGCCUCGCCGAUAGCGUUUUCGAUGCCUGGAAGGCAGCUGCCAAGCAUUCAAAGUCAAGUUAUCAAGUGUGGUUGAACUAUACCGAAGCUUUAACCAAGCACCAAAAAUACGCCGAAGCUCGAACCGUCUUCACAGACAUCCAUGCCAAGCAGCUUGAUUGGCCUGAAGCUAUCUGGGACGCAUGGACCUCUUUCGAACACCUCCACGGCUCUCUGGAAGAUAUCGAGGCAUGUAUGGAUAAAAUCGAGAAAGCCCAGUAUCAGACGAACGCUCGACGGGCGAAGGACGCCGAGAAAGCUGCGUACCAGGCAAUGCAGGCAGCGGCGGAUGCCCAGGCAACAGCACUGAUCAACUCUAUCGUCGCCGUGCAAGGUGUUGAGACGGCUGCAAGUGCGGACGUGCCUAUGGAUGUGGAUCGGCCAGCUUCAGACCGCGGUACGAAACGGGGUGCGGAGGAGGAACCUGCUCCUGAUCCACAUAAGAAGGCACGAGUUGAACAAAAACCACCACCUCUGAAAAGAGAUCGGGAAAACUCUACCGUUUUCGUUGCAGAUUUGCCUGACGAUGUCGCAGAAGGCGACCUCAAGAACCUGUUCAAAGACUGUGGGUCGAUACGUGAGGUAAAGAUUACAAGCCUGGCUUCGACGCUGGUAGCCACCGUGGAGUUUGUCGAUCGAGACAGCGUCCCUGCAGCACUGACGAAAGACAAGAAGCGGGUCAACGAUCAAGAGAUCUCCGUCCAUCUGGCGUGGAAGUCGACUCUGUAUGUCACGAACUUCCCAGAGGCCACCGACGACGUGGCUAUAAGAGAAAUGUUUGGAAAGUACGGAACGAUUUUUGAUGUUCGGUGGCCGAGCAAGAAGUUCAAAAAUACAAGGCGAUUCUGUUAUGUACAGUUUACGUCUCCUGAUGCGGCCCUGAAGUCGCUUGAGCUGCAUGGGCGGGAGCUCGAGCCGAAUGUUACUCUUAAUGUUUUCAUUUCGAACCCGGAACGGAAGAAAGAAAGAACAGACCAGGAUGCAAAUGAAAGAGAAGUUUACGUUGCAGGUCUUAGCCGAUUUACCAGUAAAACAGACCUUGAGAAACUUUUCGCGACUUAUGGGCCCGUGAAAGAAGUUCGCAUCGCUCUGGAUGAUGACGGGCAUGCCAGAGGCUAUGCUUUCGUCGAAUUCGAAGAAGCUAAAGAUGCACAAAUGGCUCUAGGAGCGAACAACUAUGAAUUGAAGAAACGUAGGAUAGCAGUCACUCUAGCUGAUCCUCGCAUGCGCGCUCGUCACAAGUCAGAGCUUGGCCUGAGUCGCGCAACUGAGGCACGCAACCGGUCCGUCCACAUAAUAAAUUUGCCACCUGCAACUCAGGAAGGUCUCUUGCAACAAGCUUUAGAGAAAAUUAUACCCGUUAAGCGCGUCGAAGUCUUUCUCGACAAGCAAGAGGCCGUAGUGGAGCUUGAAAAUCCGGCGGAUGCAGGCCGACUUCUCUUGCGGACCGAACCCAUAGUGUUUGGGGGUAACGAACUUGAGCUGAGCGAAUCUGCUCCAUCCACCCGUCCUUCCGGUCGGACUCAGCAGAGCAGCGAAGCGAUGUUCAAGCCAAGACAUCUCGGCCUAUCGAGGCCUAAGGCAGGAUUAGGGUUUAAGAAAACUCAGCCCAGUCAGCCGGCCGCCAGUUCUUCACAGACAGCGUCUUCAUCGUCCUCUGGUGGAAAGCAACAGGACGAUUUCCGCAAGAUGAUGGCUAAGAAGUAG